CAAAACUUCCAAGACCAAAGACAAUUUUUACUUCCACAGAAAAGAACAAUAUCAAAUAGCCAACUCCAUCCCCAACAAUGGUCCUUGCUGUUGGCAUUUGCUUAAUCAGUCUUUAAUUCCUGUUUGACAAACUUUAUAAGGUGUUACAAGACAGAUGACUUUUCACCAUCUACCAUAAUGUGGAACAGACAUUUUGUCUUCUGUCUCCUGCUUUUGCCAGCUUUUAUGAGUCAAACAAUACAUGGACAAAGAAAGAAAGGAUCAAAGUCCAAUUUACUUGCAAGGAAAAAUGAUCUCCAGGACUCUACUUGCUUCAUAGAUGUUGUCUUCAUCGUGGAUAGCUCUGAAAGUUCUAAAAUUAUCCUCUUUGAUAAACAGAAAGAUUUUGUGGAUAGCUUGAGUGAUGAGGUUUUCCAGUUGACCCCGGUUCGCUCCUUGAAAUACGACAUCAAACUGGCAGCGCUUCAGUUUAGCAGCUCUGUCCAAAUCGAUCCACCUUUUUCUUCUUGGAAGGAUCUGCAGACGUUUAAACAGAGGGUCAAGUCUAUGAAUUUCAUCGGGCAAGGCACCUUCUCUUAUUAUGCCGUCUCCAAUGCCACUGGGCUACUUAAGAGAGAAGGCCGUAAAGAUGGUGUGAAAGUGGCUUUGCUGAUGACUGACGGCAUUGACCAUCCAAAGAAUCCAGAUGUUCAGAGUAUUUUGGAAGAUGCCAGAACUGCAGGGAUAUUAUUUAUCACCAUUGGACUUUCCACUGUAGUCAAUGAAGCCAAACUUCGUCUGAUAUCUGGGGAUUCAUCCAGUGAACCCAUUCUACUGUUAAGUGAUCCAACCCUUGUAGAUAAAAUUCGAGAUCGCCUGGAUAUCUUAUUUGAAGAGAAGUGCGAACACAAGAUUUGUGAAUGUGAGAAGGGGGAUCCAGGCAACCCAGGGCUUCCUGGUACACAUGGAAACCCAGGUAUCAAAGGUGAGCAAGGACCAAAAGGAAACCCGGGUGAUGCUCAAAAAGGGGAACCUGGAGAAAGAGGCCCAGGGGGAAUUCCUGGGUACAAGGGUGAGAAGGGGGAAAGUGGAGAAUGUGGCAAACCAGGAAUAAAAGGUGACAAAGGAUCCUUAGGACCACAUGGACCAAAGGGACCCAGAGGACUUCAGGGCAUUAGUGGACCUCCAGGGGAUCCAGGCCCGAAGGGAUAUCAAGGCAAUAAGGGGGAUUUGGGACCUGUGGGACCCCAGGGACUAAUGGGCAUCCCCGGAAUUGGGAGUCAAGGAGAACAGGGAAUCCAAGGUCCUAUGGGUCCACCUGGUCCACAAGGGCCUCCAGGACAAGGCUUGCCUGGUGCUAAGGGAGAAGUAGGCCAGACAGGAGCUACGGGUCCUAGAGGACCAGUGGGAGUUGGCGUACAAGGCCCAAAGGGGGAGCCAGGCUCAAUAGGGCUCCCAGGACAACCAGGAUUUCCAGGAGAGGAUGGAGCUGCAGGGAAGAAGGGAGAAGCAGGGCUUCCAGGAACAAGAGGCCCAGAAGGACCGCCUGGAAAAGGACAACCUGGCCCCAAGGGUGAUGAAGGAAGGAAAGGGAGCAAAGGAAAUCAAGGACAGAGGGGAUUUCCAGGGCCCGAAGGGCCAAAGGGUGAACCAGGAAUUAUGGGCCCUUUUGGGAUGCCUGGAGCAUCAAUUCCUGGACCACCUGGGCCAAAGGGAGAUAGAGGAGGACCGGGGCUGCCUGGAUUUAAAGGAGAACCUGGAAUUGCUAUUCGAGGACCAAAGGGGGAGCAAGGACCCCAAGGCUUUCCAGGGCCAAAGGGCUUGACAGGCCGUGGCCUCCCUGGCCAAAAGGGAGAGCAUGGAGAACAGGGUGCUAUGGGAAAGAAAGGCGGUAAAGGGGAAAUUGGAGAGCCUGGAUCCCCAGGAAGACAGGGGUUACAAGGACCAAAGGGAGACGUAGGACUUACAAGAGAAGAAAUUAUCAAAAUUAUUUUUGAAAUAUGUGGGUGUGGGCCCAAAUGCAAAGAGACUCCUCUAGAACUGCUGUUUGUGAUUGACAGCUCCGAAAGUGUAGGGCCAGAGAACUUUGAGAUCAUCAAAAGUCUCGUGAAGACUCUGUCCGACCAGGUUGCUCUGGACCUCACUACGGCCCGCAUAGGCAUAAUCAACUACAGCCAUAAGGUGGAGAAAGUUGCUCAUCUGACUCAGUUCUCCAACAAGGACGACUUCAAGUUGGCUGUGGACAACAUGCAGUACCUGGGGGAAGGCACUUACACAGCCUCAGCGCUCCAUGAGGCCAACCACAUGUUUGAAGCCGCACGGCCGGGUGUAAAGAAGGUGGCCUUGGUCAUCACUGAUGGGCAGACUGAUACCCGAGAUGAGAAGAAUCUGACGGAAGUGGUGAAGAAAGCCAGUGACAUCAAUGUGGAAGUAUUUGUGAUUGGGGUAGUGAAGAAAAAUGACCCCAACUUCGAAAUGUUCCACAAAGAAAUGAAUCUCAUUGCUACUGACCCAGAUAGCGAGCACGUUUAUCAAUUUGAUGACUUCGUUACCCUGCAAGACACCCUGAAGCAAAAAUUGUUUAAAAAAACAUGUGAGGAUUUUGAUUCCUACCUCAUUCAAAUUUUGGGUUCACCGCCACUUCAACCUGGAUUUGGGAUAUCAGGGGAAGAACUUGGUGAAUCCACGCCAGAGCCUCAGAAAGAAAUUUCGGAGUCUGUCAGUGUCACUGGAGCCCAGGACAAAGAGAAUGAGCCUCCAGAGCCUACCUGGGUUGACCGCCUGACCACCAGUCCUUCACCUGAGGCUGCUGCCACGGAGGGGCCAUUGCUUGGCCACCCUGAGGGUGGGGCAGAGGGUCUGGAAACCAGAAUUCCAAGUCCUGUUUUGGACUUACAGCCAGAAAAGCUGGUGCACAAAGAUCCUAGAUGCUUGGAAGACCUAAAGCCAGGAAACUGUGGCGACUACGUGGUUCGAUGGUAUUAUGACAAACAGGCCAACUCCUGUGCCCGCUUUUGGUUCAGCGGCUGUAAUGGCUCAGGAAAUAGAUUCAACAGUGAACACGAAUGUCAAGAAACCUGCGUUCAAGGAUGAGCCUAUGACCCUCAUUCAAGUUUAGCAGCAUAAAACAGGGCACUCAAGGAAGAGGGAACUGGAGGAACAACCAUCUGAACAAAAACAAUUUUGUAUGGUUUAAUUGAAAUUUUAUUAGGUAAUAUUUGGUACCACAAAAGAAUAUAUGCAAUAUACCUGUAAGUUACCAGACAUGAUGAUAAGAUAGACACAAGUGAACAUAUCAUACUGACAGUUCAUCAAACACAAUCAAUUCUGUUGAAGUUUCCUGUGCGGACUUCUCCAAUCCCAGCCCCCUGUUUCCUGCCAGGGAUAACCUAUCUUGAAUUUUGUGUUUACCAUUUCACUUUGCUAUUGGGUUUUUAUAUGUAAUCUUACAUGUAAAAUCACAUAUAUAUCUAUGUAGCUUUACACAAUACAUAGCCUUGCUUAUUUUAGAGCUUUAUAAAAAUGGAGUCGUAUUCUCGUCUUCUGCAACUUGCUAUUAUCAAUGUUAUAAUUAAUCCAUAUGUUCUACCAUAUCUAAAUGUAUUCCUAAAUAACUUAUUAUUUAGUUUUUGAACUUUAGAAAAUUUGUUUCAUAAUAUGUAAUUCUUUGCAACUUGGUGUGUCAUUACAUUAUAAUUCAUACAUGUCCAUUUACUUUCAAAGUUGUAUAUUUGUGUGAAUAUAUCACAACAUAUUUAA
Messenger RNA from Leptonychotes weddellii (Weddell seal), 3738 nucleotides. Lineage: Eukaryota; Metazoa; Chordata; Mammalia; Carnivora; Phocidae. The record is from RefSeq and is a predicted model, not a curated record.